AUGUACACGGUGCCACUGCAAGAUCUCUUACAGAUGGAAGUGCUGGAGCCGCAUGAGAUGCUGAAGGCCAAGGGCAUCCUCAUUGAGUUUGACCACACCAGAGGGAAAGCCGCCUUCGUGUCCCACCAGUGGGUUGACUCAGCGCAUCCGGACCCAGACUUUCGGCAGUUCCGUGUAUUGCAAGAUGCUUUGCGACAUCUCCUUUUUUCCGAUGUGACGCACGUGCCGCUGGAUGCAACCACCGAGGGUGCAUGGGUAAACCUCAAACGCCUGUCGGUCACGGACUUCACCUCCAAGCCCCUGUCGUUCUGGUACGACUAUUUCUCGUGUCCGCAGUUGGAGAGCGCGGUUUCCGGCGAGCAGAGCAAUCUUGCCCAUGCCAUCAGCAGCAUCCCAGCCUAUGUGGCCAAGUGCAGUUUCUUCUUGGCCCUUUGCCCUGUCAUUGACAGUCCAUCUAUGGGCAAGGUCUUCUCAGCCGCGACGUGGAGCAAGAGGGGAUGGUGCCGUCUAGAAAGGAUCUGCCGGGAGUUGUCCGAAAAUGGAAGCUGGAUUCUGAUCCAGAGCAAGACGCGAUUACAGUUGCUGGGAACUCCGUUGGCCUUUCCCAGCGGAGGAUCUGUUGGGGAGGGCGAAUUUACAGUUGAGGGCGACCGUGCCAAACUCUUGCCUGUCUUGAGGCAGUUGCUGAUGCGUAAGGUACGCUUUUUUGCUAGAGCUCAAGAUUUGGUGGGGUACCGUCUGCUCCUGAACAUGUACAGCGUGCAUUUGAGAGGCUUGUCUGCCGAGCCCCAGCCAGAGCUGCUUGCAGACUUCGAGCCGGAUUCCAGGUGCACCUCGCUGCUUACGCACUUCCUCUAUGAGAACGGCUUCCAAAGCGUUCGAAGUGUCGACAUGGCGGGGUUCAGCCCUCUCCACUACGCUGCGGUGGGAGGCAACCCGGAGCUUGUCCGAGACUUGUUGAAGCAGCGAGCGGACAUCGACAGGAAAACCCGUCAGGCAAAUGCUGAAAUGGGGCUUUUGCAAUGGAUGUCAUCUCUCGAUCUCAGCAUCUUUUAUCACAACAACGAUGUGGUGCAGGUGCUGCUGAGUGCGAGGGCUCGCCACACCGGUGGACUCAUGCCUGCUAUCGUAUUGGCAGCAAUUCAACAAAAUGUGGAAGGACUCCGCAUGUUGUGUGAGCAGACAACCCACUCGCCGCUUACGAGAAACCUCUGGGGCUUCACAGCCUUUGAGUGUGCUUGCAUCUAUUCCAACGGGGAUCUUGCCACUGUGGCGGAAUGCGUGAGACAAGACAGGUUGGGAGACAAGAAACUUGGCCCGCUCGAGUUCUCGCGAGCCCUGGUGCUCUCCGCCGGUGUCGCUGUCGGUUGCACCCCCGCAGUGGUUCAGUAUUUGUUGGAGCCUUGGAGACCAAUUUACGCCACGAAGUCGAGUUCGAACUUCCAUGUAUGCGGGUUGUAA
This is a messenger RNA of Symbiodinium natans, 1461 nucleotides long. Lineage: Eukaryota; Dinophyceae; Suessiales; Symbiodiniaceae. The record is from the annotation of a GenBank genome assembly.